CUGAAGUUCACAGUCAUUUUUGACAAGCUGUUCUAACUGAGCAUUUUAACUGCGGAUUAAAAAAUGUUUCGACAAUGUUUUUUGAUCGUCGUUGUCAUGAUAUUGCAGGAACACGCACUGCUGAAAGGCGCUAGUAUAAGUUCUGGUUAUACAUGCCGUCAUGGCUUUAUCAGGCUUAAUGAAGGCUGUUAUCUAUUUGAGAACACUCACCCUGCUACCUGGACAGAAGCACAAAAUUAUUGCCUGAAUUUUGGUGCUAAACUUGUGAGCGUAGAGUCUGCUGAGGAACAUAGAGCUAUCAGGUCGCAUAUUAUGAAGUAUUCAAGUGCCUUUCCAUUGAAAGGUUUGUGGACCAGUGGUAACGACAUCGUGCACCACGGCCGCUGGGAAUGGGCGUCUACACUGACACCUAUCGGACCGUUUACUGCCUGGGGGACAGGAGAACCAAGCAAGCCUGAUCCCAGAUAUCCAGAACAGCACUGUUUACAGUACUUUACAUACGCUCACUAUGUGUACCAAUGGGAUAAUUUCGAUUGCAGCAAGAAAAUGCAUUUUAUCUGUGAGCAGGGUGCGGAGCCAUCCGUCAUUGGACUUUAAAGUGGCCAAAAAGAGCUAAUCCUUAAUUUUUCCUAUAAGGCUUUUGCGCCCCAAAUCUAAUUUGCCUAAAAAAGCGAAUUUCUCUUCCUCACAAAUUGUUGCACUUGAAUUUGAUGUCCCUUACCAUUUCUCUUUACCGGUAGAAAACUUUGUUCUAGGCGAAUCGUGAUCAAAUCAGAACAUCUUAGUCCUCCUGGUAUUUCAGAGGGGAAAUACCGACUCAU
Lingula anatina is the source of this 821-nucleotide messenger RNA. Its product is annotated as C-type lectin mosGCTL-7. The record is from RefSeq and is a predicted model, not a curated record. Lineage: Eukaryota; Metazoa; Brachiopoda; Lingulata; Lingulida; Lingulidae.